AUGGACGAGGAGCGCGUCGUGCUGCUGGGCACGAUCCAGGAGCGCCAGAGCGUCGACAACGCAUCGCCCUAUGUGUGCAAGGCAGGAGGAACUCCGGCCUGGUACUCGGAGCCGCCAUCGGAGGCCAGCAACCUGACGUGUGCGAAGUGCGGCAAAGGAUUGUUCCUGGUCGCUCAAGUGUACGCUCCGGUGGAGACCGACCGGACGUUGUAUGUCUUCGGAUGCAACUCGGUGGCAUGCACGGAGACGCCCGGCAGUUGGCGAGUGUUGCGUGACCAAGUGGAGCCUGUGAAGGAAGUACCGGUGGUAGCUGAAGUCGAAACGUUGACCGAGCAAGUGGAUAAGGUGAAGCUCGCGUGGGGCUCGGAUAGCGAUGACAGCGACUGGGGUGACGACGAAGACGACAGCAAGCCGCAGACUCCAGCGGCUGAUCUUGUGGAUCUCGAGGCACUUCUACAGCAGAGAGAUGAUGCUAUGAAGACUAGUGCAAAGACCACCAAGGCGGCUCCAGCGCCAAAGAAGGCGGAUACUGCGAAGAAAAAUGUUCCGGUGGGCAAGCAAAACGCCUUUCCAGCUCUGCCGAUUGAAGUGAUCGACGAGCCGUAUGAAGACUACACGGCCGAGCACGACUUCGCGCACGAGAACAAACUGCUCGAGCAGUAUAUGAAGCAGGAGGAAGAGGAGAAGUCCGCCGAUAUCGGAGACCUACGUACUGUGAUUUCGAACUCAAAGAAGAAAGGAGCGGGUGCUCAAGCAACCGGAGCUGCUUCUUCAACUGGUGAAUCGUACGAGAAAACACCCGCACAGCAGCGUCAUUUGCUGCGAUUCCAGAAGCGCAUUAGCCGUUGCCCUCUGCAGUGCCUUCGCUACGACUACGGCGGCGAGCCGCUAUGGCCUGUGGUGAUUCCGCAGAACCUCAAGGUGCCGAACUGCCCAGGAUGCGGCGAAGAACGCUCGUUCGAGAUGCAGCUGACGCCGACGAUCAACUACUUCCUCAAGGUGGACGAGUUCGCAGCAGCCGACACUCCGUCGCAGCAGAAGUCUGACGGCAUCGCAGGCGACGCUCCGAAAGCAAUCGCGCCUCCAGGCGGCAUGGACUGGCUUAGUCUCAUUGUCUACAGCUGCUCCGCAAGCUGCACACAGAGCCACGAGGAGUUCAUCUACGUAGUGCCCUCGCCCACGUCCUAG
Messenger RNA from Phytophthora sojae, 1188 nucleotides. RefSeq lists its product as hypothetical. The transcript is spliced from 2 exons. The coding region runs from base 1 to 1188 and encodes 395 amino acids. The record is from RefSeq and is a predicted model, not a curated record. Lineage: Eukaryota; Oomycota; Peronosporomycetes; Peronosporales; Peronosporaceae. Gene Ontology annotation, cellular component: cytoplasm.